Molecule: messenger RNA, 2769 nt
Organism: Psilocybe cubensis
Lineage: Eukaryota; Fungi; Basidiomycota; Agaricomycetes; Agaricales; Agrocybaceae
Exons: 6
Coding region: 1-2769 (922 amino acids)
Source: RefSeq, a predicted model, not a curated record
AUGUAUGACUCACCUCCUCCGAUUGUAUACGCACUUCCACCAGAAUCUCCCUCCACAAUCCAGUAUGCACCUGUUAAACCCCAAGACUGCGAACUUAUUACUACUCCAAUUCGCAAAAAGAGAAAGGUUUCAGGUCCAGUAAAGCGGACCAAGGUUGCUGACCGGCAAGGGAAGGCACAAAACACAGAACACACGCCAGGCCAACAAUCAACACCAGCAACUUUCACUGAUUUUCCCGAGCCCAAUGUUUUGGAAACCUCAAAUCAGGAGCUUGAAGCUACAGAUGACGACAUAGAUACACGACUUCUGCCUAAUUUUGAUGAAAAUUAUUCGCUUUUCUUGGAUGCUGUUUUGGCAGAGGAAUGCGGCCUGUUUCAACUGACCAGUCGGUUAUUUGUGGUAAAUGGGUGGAAUAUUUUGAGGGGGGAAUCAACCCGGCUGUGGUACCAUGUACUCCGAGUGGAGAUUGACGGCAUCUUCACUUCUGUUUGUUUGUGCCCGGCUGCCAAUGGGCAAAGUUCAUGUUUCCAUUCACGCUUCAUUGAUCAGAAUGCUGGUGUAGGUUCGGAAAACCAGGCUUUUGAGGUAGAAAAAGAUACAGAUCAGACAACUUUCUUAUUUUCAAGGCACGAGAGUAUAAAAGAUGGACAGUACAUGAAUUACUUCUCAACACCAUCAUUUACUCGAUUUUCAACAAUCAAGAACCGUGCCGUGGUCGAACAUCAGGGAGACGACACCAGAGCGGGAGUUUGGAAAUGCAACAAGGACAGUGGGGCAUCCUCGUGCUCACAUAUUGUAUCGGCGCGGCAUACAUUGCAGCAAUAUUUGACAGGCAACUGUGAUGCUCAAGACGACAAUGUAGGCAAGGAUGGCGACACAGGAUUACAAUACAAUGGUAAGCUUGAUUAUCUAUUGAAAGGUAUUGCUGAAUCGGUUUCAUAUCGCCCUCUCCCACCGCCGGGCUGGUCAAGAGUCGCAUCCGAUCCUCCAUCAAUGCCAAGAGUGACAUUUGACAUUCCUCCAACGAUUAUCUCCCUGUCGACGAAUGAUUCUUGCUGUUGUACAACCCCACGUGAGCGUUUCAAAGCUCUUGAACCUACAAUCGAAAAGGAGUGUACCAUUUAUACUCUUACACGGGCGUUCAAAGCAGUUAUAACGUUGCAAAAAUGCGGUAAAUGCACCCAUCGAUGUAUUGGGCCAGAUUGUAGCUCACAAGGGAUUUUUAAUUUCAAUAACCGGAGCUUGUUCACCCAUGAGCUCCUUGAUGAUUACACCAGCGCAUUUUCGUCGUCAGAAACCCCUUUUAUUUCCUGGGUGCAGACUGUUUCUCGCCGAUACCAAGCAAGGAACUCCCCUAUUCCGUUUGCAAACGAGAAGUUGUUUCGAUCGAGCUGGUUCUCUUACGCCCGACUUAUAGACUUUGGACCCGACAUGGUAUGCCCAUCCUGUGGCCCGACCCCUGAUUCAACUAUAUGGGACGGCGUCACGGUGUCAUUUAGCCGCAAAAACCUGAUGCCAACUCUACGUCCCCCGACUACAAUAGGGGAGAAUUCUAUCUCUAGACCAGAUGUCCGGCCGUUACCCAAUCUGCAAGCCAUUCCAAACCGCUCCUUGCGCCUUUUAAUUCGUUAUAUUCUGCAGGGGCCACAAUUAACCACCAUUUCUGACGCCACUCAUCCGGAGGGAAGCCCCAAGUAUGAACGAAACCGCCGAAUGGUUGAGCGCUUGACUCAAAUUCCCGAGCUAGUCCGGAAAUUGAUGGCCCUGGACCCUUCCGUUGGAGAACUCUUCGAUAUCCACUUUGGGAUGGCUACUGUUUUGGGUAAAAGGAAUGCGCAUGAUGUGUAUUCCAAAUUUUUCAUCCAGCUGUCUUCGGAUGAAAAUGUGCUGCAAUUUAUAGCAUUUUCCUGCCUGGACAACCUUCGAACAUUCAUCAGACGUCCUUAUCUCAGCAAUGUUCAUUUGCUGCGAUAUAUCCCGGCUCUCCAUCUGUUAAUUAAGCAUGAACUUACCAUGGGGACGCUCACAAAUCAGGUUCUAGGGGUCUGUAAAUGGCUAUACGUCCGGGUUACUGUGGUCUACACACUAUUAAAGGUUCACGAUGGACCUGCUGUUGUAAGCAAUGUUUUACAAGAGAAUUUAUUUAUGGAUGAUUGGCUCAAGACAGGAUGUUGCUACGCCAUGCCGGCCAUUCGUGACCGUCCACAAUAUCCAAAUUUGCCAUACGAGUCAGGAUAUGACUUGGGAAGCGCAGAAAUUGACGAAGACAUAUGCCGAAAAUACUACUCCACCUAUUCAAAAAAGCGACUAACCGGCGGGAUUAUGUGUGUUUGGUGCACCCAUAGCAUUUGCUAUGGAUUUCACUGUAUCCGAGCGGCGGAGGGAAGAAACGAUGUGUUCUCGGCAAUAUUCACACGCUGGAAAAAGGCUCCAAAAGUCGUGGUAUACGAUUUUGCUUGUGCUUUACAGCCUUAUUGCAUGUUACGGGAACCAGACUUCUUCAAGGACACACUCUUCGCCAUCGACAUAUUUCACUCAAGUGAACAUAAAUGUGGUGAAGCCUGUUUUCUUUCAUCUUACUGUGCAGAAAAUCCAAAUCUGCUCAGACUAAAUUCUAGUGCUGCAGAAUGUGGAAACAGUGGGAUUUCCAAGAUUCGAAAGGCUGUGAGCUAUAUGUCACAGGACAGAGCAGUGAUGUACAUGAGGGUUUUCUUUUCGAUUUGGAACAGGCAGCAGAUUCAAAAGUUAGAAAAAAAGCAAGGUCAUUAG